UGUUGAUGGUAUCCAAUGGAGAUUGUGAGGCAGAAGGUAUUAACUACUGUGACUCCACAAACCUGCAUCUUUAAUCUGCACCACCACCUUUUUCAUCUUUCCACCGUUUAUUUUAAUCUGCUCUCAUUUAAUGUUUGUAUCUGACUGUGUAUUAACCACAAGGUGUCUUUGGUCGCUCCAGGAGCCCUGUAACAAGCGGGUGAAGCCUCUUUCUCGGGUUACAUCGCUGGCCAACCUCAUACCUCCAGUCAAGGCUGCACCUCUGAAGCGCAUCGGACAAACACUGCAGGUACAACAGUACACCACAUAGUCUGUCGGGGCGGCUCGGGGCGUCAGGUAGCUUAGUGGUUAAGAGCAUUGUGCCAGUAACCGAAAGGUCGCUGGUUCUAAUCCCCGAGCCGACUAGGUGAAAAAUCUGUCGAUGUGCCCUUGAGCAAGGCACAACCCUAAUUGCUCCUGUAAGUCGCUCUGGAUAAGAGCGUCUGCUAAAUGACUAAAAUGUAAAUGUAGUCUACUGAAAUAACUAUUCUGACAAAUAUGAGCACAUAGGACAAACACUACAGGUACAGAUAGUGUCAAAUAUAAUUGGUAACACUUGAACUUAGCCUGAAGGUAUGAUGCAGUAAUAAUGCAUUGUAAGACUUGUCAUAAGAACAGUGCCUUCAGAAAGUAUUCACACCCCUUGACUUUUUCCAGAUUUUGUUUUGUUACAGCCUGAAUUUAAAAUGGAUUAAGUUUUUAUUUUUGGUCCCUGGCCUACACUCAAUACCCUAUAAUGUCAAAGUGGAGUUAUGUUUUUCAAAAUGGUUACAAAUUAAUACAAAAUGAAAAGUUGAAAUGUCUUGAGUCAGUAAGUAUUCAACCCCUUUGUUAGGGGAGCCUAAAUAAGUACAGGAAUAAACAUUUGCUUAAAAAGUCACAUACAGUGCUUUCAGAAAGUAUUCAGACCCAUUGACUUUUUCCACAUUUUGUUAUGUUACAGCCUUAUUCUAAAAUUGAUUAAAUUGUUUUUAUUCCUCAUCAAUCUACACACAAUACCCCAUAAUGGCAAAGCAAAAACACGUUUUUAGAAAUUAUUGCAAAUGUUUAAAAUAUAAAAAAAGGAAAUGUCAUAUUUACAUAAGUAUUCUGACCCUUUACUCAGUACUUUGUUGAAGCACCUUUGGCAGCGAUUACAGCCUUGAGUCUUCUUGGGUAGGACGCUACAAGCUUGGCACACAUUUAUUUGGGGAGUUUCUCUCAUUCUUCUUUGCAUUCAGAAACUUGUCCCGAAGCGUUGUCCUGGCUGUGUGCUAAGGGUUGUUGCCCUGUUGGAAGGUGAACCUUCACCCCAGUCUGAGGUCCUGAGUGCUCUGGAGCAGGUUUUCAUCAAGGAUCUGUCUGUACUUUGCUCCGUUCAUCUUUCCCUCAAUCCUGACUAGUCUCCCAGUCCCUGCCGCUGAAAAACAUCCCCACAGCAUGAUGCUGCCACCACCAUGCUUCACCGUAGGGAUGGUGCCAGGUUUCCUCCACACGUGACGUUUGGCAUUCAGGCAAAGAGUUCAAUCUUGGUUUCAUCAGAACAGAGAAUAUUGUUUCUCAUGGUCUGAGAGUCUUAAGGUGCCUUUUGGCAAACUCCAAGUGAGCUGUCAUGUGCCUUUUACUGAGGAGUGGCUUCAGUCUGGCCACUCUAUCAUAAAGGCCAGAUUGGUAGAAUGCUGCAGAGAUGGUUGUGUUUCUGGAAGAAUCUCCCAUCUCCACAGAGGAACUCUGGAGCUCUGUCAGAGUGACCAUUGGGUUCUUGGUCACCUCCCUGACCAAGGCCCUUCUCCCCCGAUUGCUCAGUUUGGCCGGGCGGCCAGCUCUAGGAAGAGUCUUGUUGGUUCCAAACUUCUUCCAUUUAAGAAUGAUGGAGGCCACUGUGUUCUUUGGGACCUUCUAUGCAGCAGAAUUUUUUUGGUACCCUUUCCCAGUUCUGUGCCUCGACACAAUCCUGUCUCGGAGCUCUACAGACAGUUCCUUCAACCUCAUGGCUUGGUUUUUGCUCUGACAUACACUGUCAACUGUGGGACCUUAUAUAGGCAGGUGUGUGCCUUUCCAAAUCAUGUCCAAUCAAUUGAAUUUACCACAGGUGGACUCAAAUCAAGUUGUAGAAACGUCUCAAGGAUGAUCAAUGGAAACAGGAUGCACCUGAGCUCAAUUUCGAGUCUCAUAGCAAAGGGUCUGAAUACUUAUGGAAGUAAGGUAUUUCUGUUUUUUAUUUUUAAAACCUGUUUUCGCUUUGCCAUUAUGGGGUAUUGUGUGUGGAUUGAUGAGGGAAAAAAUAAUGUAAUCAAUUUUAGAUUAAAGCUGUAACGUAAGAAAAUGUGGAAAAAAUCAAGGGGCCUGAAUACUUUCAGAAUGCACUGUAAGUUGCAUGGACUCACUCUGUGUGCAAUAAGUGUUUAAAAUUAUUUAUUUAAUGACUACCUCAGCUCUGUACCCCUCACAUAUAAUUAUCUGUAAGCUAUCUCAGUCGAGCAGUGAAUUUCCAACACAGAUUCAACCACAAAGACCAGGGAGGUUUUCCAAUGCCUCGCAAAGAAGGGCCCCUAUUGGUAGAUGGGUAAAAAUAAAAAUAAAAAACCAGACAUUAAAUAUCCCUUUGAGCAUGGUGGAGUUAUUAAUUACACUUUGGAUGGUGUAGCAAUACACCCAGUCACUACAAAGAUACAGGCGUCCUUCCUAACUCAGUUGCCGGAGACGAAGGAAACUGCUCAGGGAUUUCACCAUGAGGCGAAUGGUGACUUUAAAACAGUUGGAGUUUUUUGGCUGUGAUAGGAGAACUGAGGAUGGAUCAACAACAUUGUAGUUAUUCCACAUGAGGAUGGAUCAACAACAUUGUAGUUAUUCCACAAUACUAACCAAAAUGACAGAGUGAAAAGAAGGAAGCCUGUACAGAAUACAAAUAUUCCAAAACAUGCAUCCGGUUUGCAGUAAGGAACUAAAGUAAAACUGCAAAAAAUUUGGUAAAGAAAUUAACUUUAUGUCCUGAAUACAAAGCGUUAUGUUUGGGGUAAAUCCAACACAACACAUCACUGAGUACCACUCUUCAUAUUUUCAAGCAUAGUGAUGGCUGCAUCAUGUUAUGGGAGUGCUCGUCAUCAGUUAGGACUAGGGAUUAUUUUAGGAUAAAAAGAAACUGAAUAGAGCUAAGCACAGGCAAAUUCCUAGAGGAAAACCUGGUUGUCUGCUUUCCAACAGACACUGGGUGACAAAUUCACCUUUCAGCAGCACAAUAACCUAAAACACAAGGCCAAAUAUACACUGGAGCUGCUUACCAAGACGAGAUUGAAUGUUCCUGAGUGGCCUAGUUAGAGUUUUGACUUAAAUCGGCUUGAAAAUCUAUGGCAAGACUUGAAAAUGGCUGUCUAGCAAUGAGCAACUUGACAGCUUGAAUAAUUUUACAAGAAUGUGCAAGUAUUGUACAUUCCAGGUGUCCAAAGCUCUUGGGGACUUAACCAGAAAGAAUCACAGCAGUAAUCGCUGCAAAACGUGAUUCUAACAUUGAUGUAGGGGUGUGAAUACUUAUGUAAUUGAGGUAUUUCAUUUUCAAUACAUUUGCAAAUCUUUCUAAAAACAUGUUUCCACUUUGUCAUUAUGGGGUAUUUAUUGUGUGUAGAUGGGUUAGAGAGAAAUAAAUGUAAUCAAUUUUGAACUUGGGCUGUAACACAACAAAGUGGAAUAAGUCAAGGGGUAUGAAUACUUUCUGAAGACCCUGUCUGUAUGACCCCCUUAUAAUGUCUUAUCAUCUCAUAAUGACUAAAUAACAGCCAUUUUGAGUCAAUGCAAUUGAAAUUACACCACAUAAUAUUCUACCAAAAAAAAAAACAUGAAUAGUGUGAUUGGCCGACCUAGAAGGUCCAACCAUAGCCAGCUCAGCUGUUAUGUUCUAAGUACAAAUCGAUCACUUUCCAGAACAUCAUCCACUAAGUAAGCCAGCCCUCCUCUGACCUGUGUUUGAUUUCAUACUCUUCUCUCAAUCACUCACACAGUACUACUCACCUUCCUGUAUGUCUCUCUAUUCCGCAGCGUUCCAUCAGCUUCCGCAGUGAGAGACGGACAGAGUCGGUCAUGCCUCCCAGACCAUGGACGCGGCCGGCCCCGCCUGCCAAUACCAAGCGGCGUAACAGCAAGCUGUGGAGCGAGACCUUUGAUGUGCGGCUUGGACACCAGAUGCUGUCGUCCAAGGAGAUCAAUCGCCAGGAGGUGAGGAAAGCUUUUCAACAGGGGUAGUAUGGGAGGUUACUAUGUCAGAGCACGGCUACUAACACUAGGGUAACCUUGUCUCCAGAGAGCCGGCUUAUGGACGAGACUAUCAGGGUUACAAAGGGAGUACACAGUUACUAUCAAAGGAAUAUAAAUACUGUCAAGACUGUUGUAUAUGCACCUGUAUAGUUUAUUGCAACGUUUUGACAGGAAGGUUUGUCUGGCUUUGAUUUCAAGGAUUUCAACUGACAUUAAAAUGGAGGCCAUGUCAUAAACUUUUAGAAUAGCAUGGCUAUACCAAGGAUGUGCAUCUCCUAGAAUGCAUGGAAGACUUUAGAUUGAGGGCCCAUAGCAAAAUCCAAAACCAGAGAGAGAGAAAAUCCCUAGAUCCGAGUCCAGGGAUGGGCAGCUGGCUGCCUUUUUAAUAGGCCCAUUGAUGAAUUUCCAAAAACCGGGCCCCUGACCCCAAAAAUAAGAAAAAAUACAAUAUAUUUUUUUAGGAACUCAGUCGGGCUCUCAACUUAGAAUAGUAGAAUACACAAGGUGCAAUUUUCAUCAGCCCCCAUUGAUUGUGUUAGUCACUCUCACUCAGAUAUCAUGUUAACAUGGCAUAAGUAAUGGCAAAAUGUGUAGAAUUACAGAAAAUUGCUUUAAAACUGCAACGUUUUCUCAACGGCCCAUAGCAAAAUGAGUAGAAUUGCAUGAAAUUAACUUUAAAACAAAAAAAUUCUCUCCGCUGUCAAGAUGGGAGCCAGUAAAAUGUAUUGCACGCAAAUCUCGCUUAGGGCCCCCAAAAGGCCAGGGCCGGCCCUAUCUACUGGUAUAAUGCGUUUAGUUAAAGGUCUAAUGCAGCUGUUUUUAUCUCGAUAUCAAAUCAUUUCUGGGUAACAAUUAAGUGUCUUACUUUGAUUUUGUUUUCAAGUAGCCCUUUACACUCGUACGGGUUGAAAAUGGCAGAUUUGGGCACUAAUAAGCGCGAGUACAUUGGAAUGUAGUGGCUGUAACAUGCUAUACAUGACGUCAGAGCUCAGGGUCUCAGCUUCACAGCUCUGAAUGGGUUUUGACUGACAGAUGUUCUGAACUUGAGCACCGCCUGUGACAAGAAGUUGCCCCGAUCCCUCCAGGUAAUUAGGCAACUUUUGCAAAAAAAAAAUGUCUGAGUGAGGGAAAUGCUGUAAAUUAAGAUAACAUUUUAUUUUGAAAGAUGAGACAUUGAGGAUUAUUAAUAAAUACCGCUUUGAUGUCAUACAAGCUAGCCAAAAACAAAUGUGCGCUUCACAUAUCCAAAUCAUCAGUCAACGUUUAUGAUCACUAUGUUUGAUGUACAGUUACAAGAUGACAUGUCGUCAUACCCUGGGUUGUUCUGAACAGAAUGAGCCGAUGUUUGUUUAUUGUUAAGAAAAUGUGCCGCGGCACACGCACCUGAAUGCACUGACUCCUUUCUAUGCGCACCAAAAUUACGAUCUGUUUCUCUGAAUUGCCUUGUGAAAGCCUAACACUGUAAGAUCAUAUUUUAUAACUUAGCUAGUCAUGUUGGCAAUAGAACACGCUUUCAAAUCACGCCCACCUGACCUAGAUUGUGAUUUAUAAUGGUCCGUUUUUUGGAUUGCGUAAACAACAACAGUAAUUGUGUGCAAGUGUGCUUGCUCUAGUUCCUGAACGGCACAGCUAGGAGAGCUCAAAAAAGUACCUUCUAGUUGAAGACUAUUCUUUGAGUCAUAAAAGUGCAUUGAAAUUGCUUAGGAACUGUGUACAUUUUGGAGAGGUGUGUGGCCACUUUGAGACACCAGUUAGUCAUCUCACUCAAACCCUUGUCAUUUUUUUGUCAACAAAUAAGGUUAAAGUACAGUAAAUGUAAAAUGCACAUAAAAUUAACAGUGUAAUGUUUGGAUUCAGUCUUGUCAGGUGAACUGUUGUCCUCACCUUUGGUCUAAUAAUGUUCCCAUUAUCUCCAAACUGUUCCCUUUCAAUUGCUACCAUGGUUAAGCAUAUGCUUUUCAUACAGUUGAAGUCGGAGGUUUACAUACACCUUAGCCAAAUACAUUUAAACUCAGUGUUUCACAAUUCCUGACAUUUAAUCCUAGUAAAAAUUCACUGUCUUAGGUCAGUUACGAUCACCACUUUAUUUUAAGAAUGUGAAAUGUCAGAAUAAUAGUAGAGAGAAUGAUUUAUUUCAGCUUUUAUUUAUUUCAUCACAUUCCCAGUGGGUCAGAAGUUUACAUACACUCAAUUAGUAUUUGGUAGCAUUGCCUUUAAAUUGUUUAACUUGGGUCAAACGUUUCAGGUAGCCUUCCACAAGCUUCCCACAAUAAGUUGGGUGAAUUUUGGCCCAUUCCUCCUGACAGAGCUGGUGUAACUGAGUCAGGUUUGUAGGCCUCCUUGCUUGCUCACGCUUUUUCUGUUCUGCCCACAACAUUUCUAUAGGAUUGAGGUCAGGGCUUUGUGAUGAAGCGCGUAGAGUCUUUCCUCGGUUGCAACACUCACUACAGAGUUCCAAACAUGCCUUUGGAAGCAACGUCAGCACAAUAAAAAAUGUUGUGGCUGUUGAACAAGUUGAGGAGACUAAAUUAUUUGGCGUUACCUUAGAUUGUAAACUGUCAUGGUCAAAACAUAUAGAUUCAAUGGUUGUAAAGAUGGGGAGAGGUCUGUCUGUAAUAAAGAGAUGCUCUGCUUUUUUGACACCACAUUUAAAAAAGCAAGUUCUGCAGGCUCUAGUUUAGUCUUAUCUUGAUUAUUGUCCAGUCGAGUGCUGCAAGGAAAGACCUAGUUAAGCUGCAGCUGGCCCAGAACAGAGCGGCACGUCUUGCUCUUCAUUGUAAUCAGAGGGCUGAUAUAAAUACUAUGCAUGCCAGUCUCUCUUGGCUAAGAGUUGAGGAGAGACUGACUGCAUCACUUCUUAUUUUUAUAAGAAACAUUAAUGUGUUGAAAAUCCCAAAUUGUUUGCAUAGUCAACUUAAACACAGCUCUGACACACAUACUUACCCCACCAGACAUGCCACCAGGGGUCUUUUCACAGUCCACAAACCAGAACAAAUUCAAGAAAGUGUACAGUAUUAUAUAGAGCCAUUAUUGCAUGGAACUCCGUUCCAUCUCAUAUUGCUCAAAUGAACAGCAAACCUGGUUUCAAAUAACAGAUAAAGCAACACCUCACGGCACAACCCCUCUCCCUAUUUGACCUAGAUUGUUGGUGUGUAUGUACUGGUAUUGAUACGUAGGCUACGUGUGCUGUUUUUUAAAUUUUUUAUGUAGUUCUGUCCUUGAGCUGUUCUUGUCUAUUAAUGUUCUGUAUAAUGUCAUGUUUCAUCUUUUGUGUGGACCCCAGGAAGGGUAGCAGCUGCUUUUGCAACAGCUAAUGGGGAUCCUAAUAAAAUACCAAAUACGAAAAUCUUCCUCUGAGGAAAUGGCAAGCAUUUUUUAAACGGUCUGUUUGAAAGUUUGAGGUGGGGUUUUUGAAGUGUUUUCUUUAAUUUUUUCAAAAAUGUAUGCUUUGGCCACAUAGGAGUAUAGGAUGAGGCAACAACAUUAUUUGGGUAUGAGUUAACAGAACAUUAACUUUUAAAAGUGAGGUUUUCACUGGACAGUUACUUUAAACAGGAGCAGCAGGAAUGGGUGGAGGGGCUCCAAUAACAUCCCCACUGAUUCUCUCUGGUUCACCACUCUCCCAGGGCAGAGCAUAGUCAGAGAGGGGAGAGACUAGAGGAUCAAGUGCUAUAAAACUUCAGUUUUUCAGAGUUCAAAUUAGUAAGGCUUGUCUGAAACAACAUGCCCACCACCCUCCACUCAAACUGGGACUCCACCUCUCAGGCCACACAGAGUAGACAUAAAAGGACAGGGAAAAUGGAAUAGGGUGUUCACAAAAGAAUCCAUCUGUCCACUGGAAAGUAUUGAGUUGUUAUGGGUCAGUGGGGUCAUGUAUUUUCUUCUCUGUGUGCACAACAGAAGUCUGGUGGUAAAGUAUUGUGGCUUUAGAGAGGCGAAGCGUUGAGCGCUUUAGAUUUGUCUGUCUGCAGUUUGUUACUGUUGUGAAACACGCAUAUUUCAUAUGUACUCCUUUUACUAGAAAGAAAGAAAUUAUUAAUGUUUUCAUAUGUUUUUUAUCUUUGAAGGUGAUACAUUAAUUGUUGUUAUUCACUGAGAUGUUUCACCGUUCUCUCUUUGUGUUUGCAGGCGAUCUUUGAGCUUUCUCAGGGGGAGCAGGAUCUCGUUGAGGAUCUGAAGCUGGCCAAGAAGGUACGAUCUGCUUUACCAGAUAAUUUCCCUUUUCAUUGAGCGUGUCACAGCUGAGUUAUUCUACCCUGCUGAUCAGCCAGGCUCCAGUUUCCCCUGGGCUCACACCCCUUUGUGUUUGGGGCAGGAGGUUUCUCAAGUUGUUAGUCACACAGCACUUUCUAUAUAUGACCAUUACAGUAGAUGUUCUCUGUUGAUGUACAACAAGAUGCCAACAGAUGUUUAGUCUAUAAGUCCAAUACUGUUGCUGGAGUGAAAAUAUAUUUUAUAUCUUAUGGACAUGUCCCGUUAGACGUCCGUUGCCUUUUUUAGUGCUGUUUUGUCAAGGGGAUGAUUUUUUUUUUUCCACAAAUAUUGGAUGUGUUGUUUAUAUUCUGUCUGAGCUAUGUAGCUUUAUCAAACACUUGUUUAUUAGUAGCAUACGACGUGGAUGUCUACAUUCGAAAACCCCAAGGGUUUUUCCAUCUUCAGGGCUCACUCUUGAUUCAGCUUUUAAUGCUUCUAAAACUUGUUUUAAUGUAACAAGUGAGUAAUAUAGUGUAAAAAUAGUGUUCUAACUUGCCGUUCUUCUUUUUCUGUACCUGUAGGCGUACCAUGACCCAAUGCUGAAACUGUCCAUCAUGACAGAACACGAGCUCAACCAGAUCUUCGGAACCCUGGAAUCUCUCAUUCCGCUGCAUGAAGGUGAGAAUGAACAUACACACACAAACACAUACACAUACAGUCAUACACACACACACACACCCCCAAAUGAGCCAUUAGGGGCUCCCGAGUGGCGCAGCGGUCUAAGGCACUGCAUCUCAGUGCUUGAGUUGUCACUACAGACCCCCUGGUUCGAUUCCAGGCUGUAUCACAACCGGCCGUGAUUGGGAGUCCCAUAUGGCGGCGCACAAUUGGCCCAGCGUCGUCCGGGUUUGGCCGGUGUAGGCCGUCAUUGUAAAUAAGAAUUUGUUCUUAACUGACUUGCCUAGUUAAAUAAAUAAAAAUUGACAGAGGUUGAGACCACUCCUUCUACUCACUAUUCAGAUCUGCUGAGUCGACUGCGAGAGGCCAGGAAACCAGACGGCUCCACAGAACGUGUGGGACACAUCCUAGUGGACUGGGUAAGACCAUCCGUUUCCACUUCAUCUCCAAGGCACAUGGUUUAAGCCUUUAUCUAUUGGUCACUUUAAACAAUGAAAAGUGAAACAAAGCAAGUUCUCUGUCUUCAUGCUAGAACUUCAGGUCAACCCACCAUGAAAUGGACCUUCAAAGAUGAAACGAUCGUCCUAAGUUUUUCUUCUUUGUUUUCUCGACGAAGAACGAGGUGAUUGUUAGUGAUGUUCCUAUGAAAGGGGGUUGUGAGUCUAAUGCUGCCUCCAGGGUAGUCAUGUGGAUGUAUGAAUGUGAACAUGCACCCAUCAACCCCUCUUCCAUCGACAUCAACUCCCUUCACAGAGUGAAGCAUUAGAAAUAGAAGUACUAUUUUAUACUUCUUCUUCAUGCCUCUUCAACUGUAUUAGAGGAGGUCCAAUGUCCUUCCAUUCAGGCCACCUUCUCCAAAGCAGUUUAAAAAGGAGGUGAUGAGAGAUUAUUCGAGGAAUCAAGGAAAGAUUAAUUAAGGAAGAGCCUCUAGCUCACAGUAAACAUUAUUUAAUUUUUUUAUCCUGGUCAAACUCUUGGCCAUAUAAGAUUAUACCAAGAAAGCGUAUCUGAUUGUUUACUUGGAAGAGCAUGAUCGAUGUCAGGGCCUAUAUUCCCCAGCACAGCCAAAAGGAUGUUAUGGUUCUCAUCAGGCCUCUCCCCCUAGCUUUGUAUGAGUGUGUUCAGUAUAAUUGUGUGAUGGUUUUGACUGUACAUUCCUGCAUGCCUCCAGAGUUUGGCUCUGGACAUACUUUACCUACUGUAGGUAGUAUUAUAUAUGGUUCAGUGGCAGCGGGAUUUUCUGCUCCCCCUCCCUAAUGUCCUGCUUCUCAGAACUACCUGGGAGACACACACACAGCUGUUUCCGAAUACCCAUACUUGUGUACUAAAUAUUAGGCUGAUUGGGUAUGCAAAAAUAUAAAGUUUUAUAGUAUGUGCAAUUUAGAAAAUUCUAUAUGCUUUAAAUGCCAUUUUGGAGUUUCAUCUAGUCGAAUUCUCUGCAAACUAUUGAGGAAGACAAACGUCUUUUCAGACACGUUUGUUUGACAAAAGCUGAUAAUCAUCUGAUAAUUAGAUUAAUAUCACUUUUGGUCAAAUGCACACAAUGUCAAACCCCUCCGAAAGACAGACGUACACAUACAUAUACAGGUUUUUGAAGAGGUAUGGGGGGCUGCCACACUGGGCGCCUGUUGUUGUGGGGAGUUAAGUACCUUGCUCAAGGGCACAACGGCAGGCAAUGGCAUGUAGAAUUUGAUGUGGCAACCCUCCGUUUGCCAGCUCAAUUCCCGCCUGAUUUUUGAAGUCGGACCCGGGAUUCGAACUGGCAACUCUCCGGCUGCUGGCUCGCUUCUAACCGCUAGGCUACCUGCCGCCCCUUCAGAUAAGGGGACGUGCUAACAAAAUGAACGAAUGGGGAAACAGCGCAAUUGCGCAUUAGAUUACACAUUUUCAGUAUGGGUGAGCAUAGUAUGCUGAUAUGUGUUGCUUACUGCAUACAUUGUUACUAAACAGUACGUUCUAAAUAGUAUGUAAUUUAGUAUGAUUAGUACACAGUAUUUAGUUUUAGUAAGUAGUAGGCAAGAGAGAUUUCAGCCACACACCCACACUCACUUAGCCCUUCUCUCUGUACUUCUGUUCAUCCUCUGUGCUCUGGCUGCACCAGCCCAGUUACAUUCCUAUAGCUUUCAACGUGAUGUAGUCCAGGUACAUGGAAGAGCAGUUUGCCAAAAACUCUAGCACACUGGUACUCUAUUCUUGUAUUGUUCUCAAUAUAUAAAAACGAUUAUUGUAUUAUUCUCAAUAUAUAAAGACUUGGAGUCUUUGGUUGUAUGGGAAUACUACACAGAGCUAGAACAGGAACGUAUGGAGGCCUAACAUCUGAAACAUUUGCACAAUAAAUAAGUGAUACUUUGCAAGUGUGCACUUAACUGAAGCAGAAACACCAUUACUGACCUCUUUCUCUAUCUCCCUCCCUCCCCUCCAGCUUCCCUAUCUAGACUCCUACAACUCAUACUGCAGUAAUCAGGUGGCAGCCAAGGCUCUGCUGGACCAUAAGAAGCAGGACCACCGGGUGCAUGACUUCCUGCAGCGCUGCCUUGAGUCGCCCUUCAGUAGGAAGCUGGACCUGUGGAACUUCCUGGAUAUACCCAGGAGCCGGCUGGUCAAAUACCCCCUGCUGCUCAGGGAGAUCCUCAAGCACACGCCUAACGACCAUCCGGACCGACAGCACCUGGAUGAGGCAGUGAGUAGAGCGGGAAAGGGGGAGAGAGGGAGAGACCCACAUAUACGCAAACACGCACACUGACACCCCCACACAAAUGUAAACACACACACACACACAAAUCCCCACUCACAAUCCCCUAUCUCUUCCUCUCUCCAGAUCAACAUGAUCCAGAGCAUUGUGGCAGAGAUCAACACCCAGACAGGCGAGUCAGAGUGUCGUUUCUACAAGGAGCGUCUCCUCUACCUUGAGGACAGCCAGAGAGACCUGCUCAUUGACCACUCCCGCAUCCUCAGCUGUCACGGGGAACUGAAGAACAACAGGGGUGCUGUGAGUAGUGCUGCCUGUCGAUCAUAAUAACACAAUGCUUUGGAGUGGCAGAGGGGCGGGAUAGGAUAGGGAGGGAUACAAAAGGAUAGGAUGGAUAUUUGUAAGGAUGGAAAUUUGCCUGAAUAAUAACAUGGACGCUGUGAGUGUCUGUCCAUUACUUUUCAGUGUCAUUCACACAAAAAGUACUUUAACACUGCACUGUAACAUCCACUGACAGUAAAUGACAAUGCUUAAGAACACGCCACUGCUAGCUACGUCCUCUGAAGUAAGUAAGGUCAAUGGUGAGAAGAUGUUUGUUAAGAGAGGGGGCAGUGUCUUCCUCUAAGAGACUUACCUUAUUGCCAUUUAGAUAUAUGAAUAGCCUCUAAAUCCACACAGACCCAUGAUGGUACGAGCAAACCCUUUGACCAUGACCCCUAAAGCACCUCGCUCUCACCACAUAUCAAUCUGUCUACUGGAGGUCAGGGGUCUGCUCUGAGCGCGUAGGUUCACCUCUAGGCCCUCUCUGGGUCAUCUUUCCUGCUGAGAUAACAACAACCCGAAUAGAGGAGAGGUUUCCUGACGUGGGUUCAAAUACUAUUUGAAAUCAUUUUAAAUGCAGGGCAGUCCUUAAGUGCUGAUGUUGUACAGUAAGGAUCUGGAAAGAUUAUGUAUGGAGGAAUGGUCUAAGAUCCCUCCUCCCAAUGUUCUCCAAUCUCUCCAAGCUCAAAGAGGGUGGCAGGUAGCCUAGCGGUUAGAGUGUUGGGUCAGUAGCUGAAAGGUUGCUGGUUCGAAUCCCCGAGCUGUCAAGGUGAAAAAUCUGUCUGUGCUCUUGAGCAAGGCACUUGACCCUAAUUUGCUCCAGGGGUGCCUUACUACUAUGGCUGACCCUGUAAAACAACACAUUUCACUGCACCUAUCCAGUGUAUGUGACCAUAAAAUAAUAAUAAAUACAUAAAUAUUUUAGAAAAAGGCUGUGUAUUUUUUGCUUAUCUUUAUCAUGGGCGCCAAUCAUUUUGGACCUGACUGUAUCUCUGAGAUUUGUGUAUGAAAUACAGCUUGGCAACUGGAGUGUAUUUAAAGUAAAGAUACCAUCCACACUGGUGAUAUUUUAACUAUUUUCUAGUCUGAGGAGUUUGAUUUCCAGGAACAGUUGAUAUAAAAACUAACUUGACCUGCUGCUGAAAUACAUGUAUCUGUCCGUGUUUGGUCCAAUGACAUUAUUUCCAAUGCAGUUCUUAAUUGUAUUGUAUUAUGAUGUAUUGCAUUUUAUUUUUGGAUUGCUUACUGCUGCCUCCAAGGCUCCCUUUAUCUCUCGUGGACAGACUACUACGUAAAUGAGCAUCUGACCAAAUUACGCAAGAGGGCUACCUUUUAAAAAAGAGAUUCCUACCUCAAUGAGAAACCUUGAUAAAUAUAUGUUUCAAAUGAGCCAAAAACACCAUACCCUAAAACCCUUCUCUUCCCGCUCGCUCCAGAAGCUGCAUGUGUUCCUGUUCCAGGACGUGCUGGUCAUCACUAGAGCCAUCACCCACAAUGAGCAGCUGCACUAUCAGCUGUACCGCCAGCCCAUCCCCGUCAGAAAGCUGCAGUGGGAGGACCUGCAGGACGGGGUGAUACGCCUGGGAGGCUCCAUCAGAGGAGCCUUCAGCAACAACGAGAGGAGUGAGUGUUUACUCCAUAGAAUUACAUAUAGAACAUUUGAAUAUGAGUUAUAGGAUCUCUAUGGUUUAUCCCUAGUGGAUCGGGACUGUUGCCGCUGAUGACUGGAGCUUGACACCCCUGGACUAUUAAUGCUGUGGUCAUUAACUUGCAAUCUGCUUGUAUCCAAUUUCCCCCUGUCUAACCUCUUCAUCUCUCCUCAGCCAAGAACUUCUUCAGAGUGUCGUUUCAUUGCAGUGGCCAGCUCCACUCCCACUCCUUCCAAGCCAGCGAUGCCUUCAACAAACAGCAGUGGCUCAACUGCAUUCGCCAGGCCAAAGGAGCUGCUGAGUCGGCCAUGGGGGUGGUGGGGACCAGUAGCAGUGACCCAGAGCCCCCUCCAAGCCCACUCAGCCCCCAGGGCCUUCUGAGCCCUGCAACACCUCCCCUCUCAGGACCACUGGCCCCCCAGCCAAAAAGCAUGGACCAUUGCGACAGUGACUCGUCUGUAGACUCUCUAGGCUGUAGCAUGGACAUGGACACAAGCGUUGCCCAGAUGGACCAAACACACUCUAGUAGCAGCAGGCCAUCAGAAGUUUGA
Coregonus sp. 'balchen' is the source of this 14348-nucleotide messenger RNA. NCBI's taxonomy places the organism in Eukaryota, Metazoa, Chordata, Actinopteri, Salmoniformes, Salmonidae. The record is from the annotation of a GenBank genome assembly.